This is a messenger RNA of Nicotiana tabacum (common tobacco), 4013 nucleotides long. Lineage: Eukaryota; Viridiplantae; Streptophyta; Magnoliopsida; Solanales; Solanaceae. The record is from RefSeq and is a predicted model, not a curated record.
UUAGGAGAAGUUUUGGGACCAAAUAUGGAAUUUUCAUUUUUUCAAUACUCCCUUCAUUCUUUGCUUCCUUGCUCUCCCUGAAAUCAAAAGCUUCUUCUCCCGCCGUUCACCUGCCGGAACUCCGCCGGCAAUGGAAUUCUCGGACGAGUGGAAGUCUCUAUGGCCUAUAUCUUCAUCCUAUUCGCCACCACUUCUACUAUCAAAUUAUUCACAUGAAGAAAAAUCCUCCUCAAAACGACGCCGUAUUGAUAGUCCAAUUGGCCCUUUGAUUUUCAAGCCAUGUGCAGAAACCCUAAGACUACUCCUCCGGUCGCCAUUGUUAUCAACUCGGCUUCCUCCUCCAGUUCCUGAGUUUUGUCUACCAAGAUUUCUACAAACUUCAAGUAGUACACUUCCUUCUACAGCUUCUUCAAUUGCUACACAGUUUAUUACUCCACAGGUUUCUGAAUCAAUUCACAACUUUAAUGCAAUCCAAUUGCUCCCUUGCCCUAAUAUUGGUGAAACUAACAAACCUAAUUCGGUUCUUGGAUUUUUUCCAACUGGGGAAAAUUAUGACCAAGUUGGGUAUUUUAUACUAUGUUUUGAGGAUAAACAAGUUGUGGUUAAGAAAUUUAAGAAUGGGAAAUCUUUGUUAGUGCAUAAUCACAAGUUGAAUUGUAGGAUUUUGAGGUUAUUAGUAAACCCAGUUACUGUUAGUGAAAUUGAUGAUAGUGCUUGUUUAUCUACUUUUGGGUAUUUAUUGGUUUGUACUUUGUAUUCUGUUUAUUGGUAUAGUGUGAAGAUGGGGGUUAAAGGUGUUGGCAGUGUUACGGUAGAUUAUGUGGGUAGUGCUGAUAGAAACUUGUUUAAGGGUUGUGCUGUUUCUCAUGCUUGUUGGAGUCCACAUUUGAGAGAAGAGUGUGUUGUGUUGUUGGAAAAUGGGAACUUGUACUUGUUUGAUAUGGGUUCUUGCGUGAGGAGUCGGACUUUGUUUGCUUGUGAUGUAUUGCAAGGGAAGAAAUUGCAGGUUUUGUGGGACAAGUUGGAUAGAGAUGGAGAGUGGCUAAGCUGUGAAUUUAGCUGGCAUCCGAAGAUUUUGAUUGUUGCCAAUUCAAGGGCUGUGUUUUUGGUGGAUUUGAGGUCGGAGAAGUGCAAAGUCUGCACCUUGCUAAAGAUUGAGGCAGUGUCGUUGGGUAGAAGUGAUAGAUUUCUUGCACUCUCUAGAGUGGAGUCUGAUCCCUUUUGUUUUGCUGUAGUUUCUGGUCGCAUGCUUCUUCUUUGUGAUGUGAGGAAGCCAUUAAUGCCAUUGUUGCGAUGGGUACAUGGCCUGAAUAAUCCAGGUUACAUGAUUGUUUUAAGAUUGUCAGACCUUAGGCCAAGCUCAAUAGAUGAUAAAUGGGCAUGGGCGACCGAAUCAGGGCGUUGCAUUUUGGUAGGAUCAUUUUGGGACAGUGAAUUUGCUCUAUUCUGCUAUGGGCCAGGUAGAAAUCACGGCCGUGAGUUUCCUGAAAUGUCGAGGCUCAGUAAAUCGGUAUAUGCUUGGAGCAAACCUUCAAGCCUCUCACUUUCUGGUCGUGAUUGUUGUUGUGAAAGUUGUCUUAUGAGAGCAGAUUUCUCUAAAGACAUUCUUCCUGAUUGGAUUAAUUGGAGGCAAACGGAAGUCCUUGUUUUGGGGUUUGGUAUUCUCAAUAAUGGCCUUCCUAUCCAAUUAGUUGAUACUGAUAAUUCUGUUGGGUUUUUGCUUGUAAGAUUAAUGUCAUGUGGCAGUUUAGAAGCUCAGAGAUACACUGCAGCAUGGGACUCUGAAGAAAGGUCAGAAUCACCUUAUGGAGGGAAAUCUCUGUGCUCUGAAAAUAACCUUCUGUAUGAUAUGAGUAUCGGAGAGUUGGAAUUGAAAAAGAAAUCUUACUACCUGAACCUUGACUUUCUAAAAGGGUAUCUAAAUGGAAAACUAACUAAAAUCCUUAGUAGGAAACACAUAGACAACCAAAAGGAAUCCGAAGAAAAUCCAGCAGAGGUCCACCUGCAAAUAUGUCAGAAGCUUAAAGAAUGUGGCAUCACAAGACUGAGGCCAUCUCAAACCGUUUUUGAUGUUAUCAGAGGUAUCAGCUUUCCCGCAAGCAUUUAUGAGAUUUCUAUAGAAAGCAUUUGCGCCAGUUUGCCGAAUACUCUUCUAGGGCUGGCUUUUUCUGCCUUCUCAAGAUUCCCUGAAGUUCACCUGAAACCAAAGAAAGGUUCUCUAGAAUUGUUUGAUAUUUUGGACAAACUAUAUCCACUGCCUUUUCCCUUGCAUAAAUGUUGUAUUGAUGAGACAUCAGAAAAAGUUCAGUCUCCUAGUUCUUCUUCUGCUCCAAUUCUUCCUCCUCCUUUUCUGGUGGCUCUUUAUAGCCUUCAAAUAGCAGAAAGAGAUAUAUUGCCACUUGAUGCUGAAUUUAGGCUUCAGAGUGAUAAAGUUAUGAAGGUGGCCCAUGAAAUCGGUCUGUCACACACUGGUACUGAGCCUGGUGAUGGCUGUUCAGUUUCCGUUGAUGCAGAUACUGAAUGCCCUAGCAGUGUGAUUGAAAAAAUGAAGCCUCUCUGUUUGCAUGAACCUGUGGCAUUCUCUGACUGUAAUAUCUCUAAAAUGGACUCUGUCGGAGUAGAACCUGAUAAAAGAUUUACAUCCUUCAUCCAUAAAAACCACCAAGAACCUGUCUCAAGUGCUAGCAAAGAGCUGACAGGAAUGGAGUUGUUCGAUGAGGGGUGCCCAGUAGAGCUCAAAUUCAAUGAUAGUUUCAUCGUACUGCAGGCAAAUGAGCUGGAAACGUUUAAGUUGUUGAAACAAAAGGACUUAGGUUUCCAGAAAAGCUUUCAGUUGUAUCAAGAGUAUUUAAGUGGUUGAAAGGGGAUUGUUUCAGUGAAGCACAGUUAGGGGUAUCCAACACUCUCCAACAAAUGGUACUUUCAAGGAGGGACCAUGUGUACCAGAUUGAGAUGGCAGGUUGAACAUCAAAGAGUUUGACAAUGAAUUUUAUGGAUUCCGUGACGGCAAAGAGUAGCUCAUUGAGCCCUGAAGUUGUUACCCAGAUACCACAUGUUGCGAUUCACUGGAUGUUCCUGAUUGGAGUUAACUCUUUGCCCUUUUUGUUUGUCAGCAAGAUAUUAAAGUUCGUAUAAGCUACUUCUGAGAACUACAAUAAGCAUGUGAAUAAUGAUUUUUAAGUUUCCUAAACAUUUAUCUUCAUUUUUCCUUUCUGAUCUUCUUUACCUGUUGUAAGCAGUACAUGUGGUAAAAUAGUAAACAUUUUGCUCGUGGUUGGAUAGAUUCUGUAACUCAGUAUGACAACUCUGAGAUAUUCAGAAGGGGGAAAAACCAGGAUGCAACUAUCGCGGAUCAUUGGACAAAGCAAGGCUAGACUUUCAGUUUUAGGCAUAACAUAAACGACUGGGAGUUCAACAGUGUUUACAGCCUAAAUCUAUCUCUCUUACUUGGUAAAGUGAUGCAAAGGGGAGAUGUAAGGUGAGAGGUUGUUUUCAACACUUAAGAAGAGAAUCUGGCAGCAUUCCAAACUGGCCUUGGAGCGGCAUUUGGAGAAACAAGGCACCUUUGAAGGUGGACUGGUUUACCUGGCUAGUGGCACAGAAAGCAUGCCUAACCCAAGAGAACUUCAGAAAAGAGGGAUCAAUUUUUGCAGCAGGUGCCGUUUGUUUGAAAGGCAAAGCGAGGUUGUUAAUUACAUCUUCAUUCAUUGCGCUUCCACCAUGAAGAUUUGGCAUUUCAUUCUUAAUACUGUAGGGGUUAGCUGGGGAAUGCCAGAGACAACUACAGAAUUACUGCAAUGCUGGUAUUUGAAAGGGCCGGAAAAGCACAAGCUGAAAACAUGGAAUUCACUUCCUCCUACAAUCUGGUGGAUCAUAUGGAAAGAAAGGAACACAAUAACUUUUGAGUAUUUAAUUAGGCAUUAAAUACAGAUUGCAUUUCUUUACUCUCUUUUUUUUCUUUUUUUCUUUUUGGUGUAACAUGGCAAUGGCAAAUGACAUAGAUGCUAGCCCAA